Molecule: messenger RNA, 243 nt
Organism: Pneumocystis jirovecii RU7
Lineage: Eukaryota; Fungi; Ascomycota; Pneumocystomycetes; Pneumocystales; Pneumocystaceae
Exons: 1
Coding region: 1-243 (80 amino acids)
Biological process (GO): anaphase-promoting complex-dependent catabolic process
Cellular component (GO): anaphase-promoting complex
Source: RefSeq, a predicted model, not a curated record
AUGUUGCGUAGGCCACCAACUGCUAUUCGUCUUGUUCAGGAAGAUAUUUUUGAAUAUGAUGAUAUCCGAGCACAAGAAAAAGCUGCUUCUCAUGCAGGAAAGUCUGCAGCUCUAAGAGAUAAAGAUGUUGAUACCAUGCAUAUUAUGACUGAAGGAUUUGUACUGCAAGACCGCAAAAAAGAUAGCUCCAAAAAUGAACGGAUAGGAUUGACCAUGUCACACAUACAAGAAGCGCGGUCAUGA